Molecule: messenger RNA, 2182 nt
Organism: Ipomoea nil (Japanese morning glory)
Lineage: Eukaryota; Viridiplantae; Streptophyta; Magnoliopsida; Solanales; Convolvulaceae
Product: putative late blight resistance protein homolog R1C-3
Exons: 6
Coding region: 147-1658 (503 amino acids)
Biological process (GO): protein folding
Molecular function (GO): alpha-tubulin binding
Source: RefSeq, a predicted model, not a curated record
UAGUUUCAUUAAGCUACAAGUACUUACCUUGUGAUUUGAAGGAUUGCUUUCGUUAUUUUGGUGUGUUUCCAGAAGACAAUGACAUACCUGUUAAGAAAUUAAUCAACUUAUGGGUUGCAGAGGGAUUUAUAAAGCCACAUGACAAUAUGAGUUUGGAAGAAGUGGGAGAGAGUUACUUGCAUGAUCUCAUUAAUAGAAGUCUUGUUCAAAGUAAUGAGCUAAGUAUUGACGGCAAAGUUAAAUCAUGUAGCAUUCAUGAUCAAGUGCACAAGGUUUGUGUGAGAGAAGCAAUAGAGUGGAAUGAUUUGUGCAUUAUCAAUGACAAUCAUGCUCCAAACGCUUGUUGUUGGUUAAGCUGUCAAACAAGUCAUUGGCCAAUCACUCGAGCGAGUUACGAGAAUUGCGGUCCUGAUGAAAUCCAUUCUGUUCUCUGCUUUGGUAAAGAUGUAAACCAUUCAAAAUGCAGGUUUGUAUACCCAUCUUUGAAAUUGCUAAGAGUAUUGGAUUUAUCAUUAGUUAAAUGGUCAAGAGGCAUGCCUAGAGAAAUAACAGACUUGGUUCAUUUGAGAUACUUGGCUUUAAGUACCAUUGGUUCUCUUUACCAGUUUCGAUUUUUCAAGCUUAAGAAUUUGGUAACUCUCAUAGUUACUUCAUGGAUGGAAAAAUGUCCUUUGCAACUGCCAUGUGAUAUUUUGGAUUUGCCACAAUUGAGGCAUUUGCAUGUUGACAAGAGAUGUUCACAAUAUCUCCGUAGCUUAGUAAAAAAAAAACUACAAACUCUUUAUUGGUUGAAGGUUGCUAACUCUGAUCAAAGCCCAAACUUCGAAAUGGUUCCAAACCUAAGGGAACUUGGGAUUUACAUUGAAGGCCAACUGGCGCCUAGAUAUCUAGGGAGCCUUGUGCAUUUACAUCUACUUGAGAAGUUGAAGUUUGAAGUAGGAAGAGUUGAGCGCUUUUAUCUACCAAUUGGUUUUCCGCCAAACCUAAAGAAGUUGACACUUCGUUAUACUUAUCUUCCAUGGAAAGAGAUGGACACAAUUGGCAAGUUGCCACACCUUGAGGUGCUUAAACUAAAAGAUUUCGCAUUCUAUGGCUCAAAGUGGGAACCAUCAAAGCAGGGCUUUUUGGAAUUAAAGGCACUUCUCAUUUCACGUUCAAAUCUCAAAUAUUGGAAUGCAAAUUCUAAUCAUUUCCCAGUUUUGGAGCGCUUGGUCUUAAGAUAUUGUUGGGAAUUGAAACAAGUUCCAAUUAAUUUUGCAAAUAUUGGAACACUGAAGUUAAUUGUGUUAGAAAGUUGUUAUUCUUCUCUUGUGAGUUCUGCAAUGCAGAUUUCCUCUGCAAAGAAGUUAUUGUUUGAGGGAACGACAAAUUGUCCACUUCGUGUUCGUGAAGUUAGAACUAAGGUUGAAUUGCCAAAUAAUGAAAGCUCUGAAGAAGAAAGUGUUGUGGAAAGCUUUGAAGAAGAAAGUGUGAAAAGCUUUAAAGAAGAAAGCGUGGGAAGCUCUAAAGAAUUAAGUUUUGGAAGGUCUAAAGAAUUAAGCGUUGGAAGCUCUAAUCAUGUAAGGUUGAAAGCUCGGAAGAGUGUGAGGAAAUAUCUUAAGAAGAAGUUUUCGAAAUCUCUGAAUGCAUUCAAAGAAUUGAAGAGGAAAGUGUUGUAAGCUCUGAAGAAAGUGACUGAGGAAUUUUUAAAUUUUGGGCUUAUUAUAAACUUAUAAAGCCAAGCUUGUCGGUUCCUGGCUGAAGUUAAUAAGAUCAUCAUUGCUGAAUCAGUUGUUUGUUGCUUUUCAUGAGUUGAUGCACUGGCUAAUGUUGAUGAAGUUGAUAAGCAUACCCCAAGUGUUGAAGAAAACUGUGAAGGAAGUGUUGAAAGCUUUGAAGAAGAAAGUGAUGAAAGCUCUGAGAAGAAAGUGACUGAGGAAUUGAAGAAGCCAAUUAAGGAAAGUGCAAAGACAUGGCUCUGGAGUCUGGACUUGAAGGAAAACUUUUUUCGUUGAGCCUCGGGUAACCAGUAGCCAGAUUGUGCUCCGGCUAAUACGGAGUUUAGCCGAUGCCUGUUGUUUCAUUCACAUGAUCGAAAACAUUGGAAUGCAAGAGCUGAUAAAAUGCUGAGCACAAGACAUAUUGUCGGGAUGGUGAGAUGAACAAAAGGAAUGACUAUACAGGAGUGGUCGCACCGAUGAAA